This is a messenger RNA of Echinostoma caproni, 255 nucleotides long. The record is from the annotation of a GenBank genome assembly. NCBI's taxonomy places the organism in Eukaryota, Metazoa, Platyhelminthes, Trematoda, Plagiorchiida, Echinostomatidae.
AUGCCCCCUUCGCCGCAAGGCGCUGUUUUCAGCGCCGGCGAUGACACAGUUGGCUGGCUUCAGGCGGUUGAUGUAUACAACAGUGGACCAUCGGGUCGACUGGCGGACGACAGGCGAUAUGUGACGUCGGAACCCGCUUCGUCUAUGGUGUACGGACCUUUCCAUGGGCGAUGGAACUUCUCAGGCACCCCGGGGGUUGGCACGGGGUCUGACAGCCAAACGCUAUCCCCGGGAUCAAACAUGCGCAUGGAUUAG